AUUACGCGCUGACCCGAACGCUCACAUCCGCAGCACAGACAUUCAAAGCUUCAUCUCCGGCAUUAUAUCCAAACACAGACACGGCGGGUCAGUUUUAGAGCGAGCUCAAGAUCAAACUAAAUGGACUGAGAGUCGGAUAACGGAGAGAGAGAGCGCGAGCGCAUCUGUGAAACCGCACGGGAAAGGCUGAUGGAUGGAGUGAGGGAUCAGUAUGAGGAACAAUUGAAAGAGGUUUUUGAGAGUUUUGAUGGCAGUGGUUUGGGCUCUCUGUGUCCUGAGGAACUGACCGAUCUCUGCCGCACCCUUCAACUGGAGGAGAACACGCUGAACACACUUGUACACGCAUUACUGCAGGACCAGCUCAGUGAACGGGUGGAUUUUGAGCAGUUUAAAGACGCUCUGAUUCUUGUGUUAUCGAGCACCAACACCAAUGAUCCACAGGAAUGUCCUGAACGACCAGAUUCCCCAGAAGUCCAGCCACGCUUUGUGAAGGGCAGUAAACGUUAUGGCCGCCGUUCUGCUCCAGAGUUCAUACACACAGAUCCAUACACACAGGCUGAAGAUGAGAAGGAUGAAGAUGCUCAAGACACUGAUGACAGGACUGUACCCAGGAAACGUGAGCGCUGGAACGCUGACGUUAGCAUUUCUGAAGAGUUUGAGGCAGAAGGUCAGCUGCACCUUUGGAACCCUGAUGAACCCAGCACACCAUGUAGCAAUGUAGUGCCACUCUGUGACUUGGAGGAACGUUUCCAGAAUGCUUGCCGUGAGCUCUCUCUACCAAUGAAUGGCAUGGCCACAUUGCAACAGCUACACACACUCUGCCAGCACACAGGCAUAGAGGUGGGUGAGGAUCUGUACCAGUGUGCUGAUGAAAGCAUGAUGGACGUGCAGGAGUUUGUGUCAUACAUUAUAAACCACAGCAAACCACCCACACCAUCAGUUUCUACACCCUACAGACAAUUAAAGAGACUCCACUUAACUCAGUUUGACGAAACUGGCCGUAGGGUCUCAUGUGCAUUGAGCAGUACAAUCGGUCUGCAGCUGUUUUCAGUUUUGGAUGAUGGAUCAGGUCAUGCUCCUACUGAAACUCUGCUCUACAGGUGGAUGGAAGGAGGAGUAGACAACAGCUCUGAGAUCCUGCAGGCUCUGGAUUUUAAUCUGGAAGGCAAAGUGAAUCUAUCAGAGCUGACUCUUGCUCUAGAGAAUGAACUACUGAGCUCUAAGAACGCAAUCCACCAGGCGGCGUUAGUGAGCUUUAAGGCAGAAAUCAGACAUCUGCUUGAGUGUGUUGACCUGGAAAGAUGUGAGAAGGAGAGAAUUCGCUCUGAUCUGGACAAAGCAGAGAAGCUCAAGUCUCAGCUGGCAUCUGAAGUGGAUGACCACCAUGCUGCUAUUGAGCGCAAUAAUGAACUCAAUCUCAGGAAGUUGGAGCAGGAAUAUAAAGAGAGUAUGACAGCUCUGAGGGCAGAGCUAAGUAAAGAGGUGGAGCUUGUGCAGCAACAGUCCAAUCAGCAACGAGAAGAACUGGAACAGGAAAUUGGCAAGAUGCGAGAUGAUGAAAAUGUCCUACGAGAACACCUAAUGCUCACCAUGAAAGAGAACGGCCGUCUGGAAACUGAACUUCUCGAGAGCACAGAGAAACUGGUGGAGGCUGAAAACCAGAUUAACAAACUACAGAAAAACCUGGAUGCAGUUUUGAAAGAUAGGUUUGGUGAUUUGGAUCCAGACAGUGCCGAGUUCUACCAGCAAGAGGACCGUCUGAGACAGCUACGUAGGAACUAUGAGGAGCAGUGUAGGGAGUUACAGGAUCAUAUAGAUGAGUUGGAAACUCAGUUGGAGGAAUAUCAAACUUUAGGCAGCAUUACCUCAACACGUCCUGAACAGAGUCUUUCCGAGGAACUGGCCAGAAAGAGCCCAGACACAGGUUUAGGUUCUCAGAAGCAGCAGACAUUAAACAUGACUUUGGAGACGGAGAUGCUACUGGAGCAACACCAAAGAGAGAUAGAAAACAUCAGGGCCAUGAUACAAGAAGAACAACACAGUGCAGAGGAGGAGAGGAGUUGUCUUUCCCUGCAGCACCAACAGGAGGUGCAGAUUUUGAGGGAGGAGAUGGCAAGAGCGCUAGAACGAGCAAACAGGCUGCAGCUGGAAGUGUCUGCACUCCACACUCUCCAUCAGCAGGAGCUCAGCUCUCUCAUGCAAGAGUUGCAGGACACUAGGAGCCGUGCAGAGCAGCUGAAGGAGCAGGUGGGAGUUCUGGAGGAGAAACAGACUGCUUAUGAGGAGCAUAGCAAAGCACAUGCAGAGGAGAUCAGCGUGAUGGAAUUUAAGUACCAGAAGGCGCUAGUGGCAAGUCUGCAGGAGCAGAGAGACAGACUGCAGGAAGAAAGGGAAAAGGAAGAGAGGAGGCUCACGGAGCAGUGGAAACAAGAGCUGGAACAUUUGCAGAGGAGCCAUAAGGAGGUUCUUAGUGCUCAGCUUGAGGAGGUGCAGCAGAAAACCGAAUGGGAGUGUGUGGAGCUGGAGAAGAGGCUAAGGGAGGAGUGGGAACAGGAAAGGGAGAAGUUAGAGGAGGUCAGUAAGGAGGCACUACAGGCCAUACUGGAGGAGAGGAGCGAGAGAGAGAGAAGGCUCAGGGAGCAGCAGGAUGAGGAGCAUGCUUUAUUGGAGAAGCAGCAUCAUGCUGUUCUCCUACAGCAUUUAGAGGAGGAGCGGGAACACUUCCGUGCACAGCAGGAGGAGAACAAGAGCAUCAUGAUGGAGCACUGGUGUACAGAGAGAUCUCAGCUGGAGAAACAAAGUGAGGAGGCACUGCAGGCCAGUUUAAAACAGGAAAGAGAGCGACUGCAAGCAGAGAGAGAAGAGGAAGAGAGGAGGUGGCAGCAUGUACUAAAUGAAGAGCAAAACCGGAUGGAGGAGACACACAGGAAGGCCAUGCAGGAGCUAAGUGCCAAACACUGCAAAGAGAGAGAGAGACUCAGCAGCCUUCUUGAAAAAUUGCGCACUGACAUUGCAGAAGAGAGGAGUGAAGUGUGUCGUCUGGCGAAAGAAAACCUCAUUCUAAAGCACAAGAUCUCAACCGUCAGAGAGGAGGACCUGAGAGAGAACCAGGAGAACUUUCGUCUUCAGCACAUCAAUCAGGGGAAGAGAACGGCACAAGCUUUUCAUAGACAGCUCUCAGAGCCACGCCGUCUUGGGCAGCAGCUGGAGGAGGAUAAUAUUUUAUUACAACAGACUGCAGAGCAUUUCUUUCGACAUACUGGCCAGGAAGUGAUGCGUCACCAUGACCAAAGCCCAGGCAAUGAGAUGAAUGGGUUCCAGUUGUUUGAUCGGGAUGAUUUUGUAUCCAGAACAGAGAAGGAACUGCUUAGAGCAGAACUGCAUCGCUGUAUAGAAAAGGUGAUGUCAUUGGACUCCUCUUUACAGACGCUCACUCAGCAGAACGCUCGUCUCAAAUCUGACCUACGCAUCACACAACAGGAAAGAGAUGCCCUCAAACAGGAAGUGAUUUCACUCCACAAACAAAUGCAAUCUGCUAAUGAGAAGUUGUUGAAGGUCUCUGUUGUGUCUGCUGGUCAGCAGCAGGGAAGGCGUGUGUGGGCGGAACUUUCAUGCCUUAUGGAGGCGGAGCAUGACUCAUUAACAGCUGAGAACCAGCAACUAAAGCGACAAAUUAGUGAGAUUUGCUCAGAGCUCCAAACAGCAAAGGACCAGAUUCGUCAGCUAGAGGUGUUGAGUAUGAAACAUAGAGGGCUGGUGAAAACUGCAGAUCAAGAAAAAUCAGCCUUGAAACGUGAAAUGGAGUCUCUUCACGCACAGCUGCUGUCAGCACGGAACAAGGCUCAGCUGGCUGCAGUCUUGCCCUCAUCUCCUCUACAGUUGCCAGGGGAACAGAGGAGACAGCACCAUGGUGACGGCCCCAACUUCAACAUGAAGGAUGAGCGGGAGGUGGUGCUUUUACAGAUGGAGGAGAGAAUGAGUGAGGUGGAGCUCAUGCUAAGAAACCUCAAACUGUUGCUACAGGAGAAAGUCUCUCAGCUGAAAGAACAGUUGACUAGAAACGGUGAAGCUGAUGUGUUAAUUAAAGACCUGUAUGUGGAGAACGCUCAGCUGCUGAAGGCCCUGGAGAAAACAGAGCAACGUCAGAAAGUAGUAGAGAAGAAGAACUUCCUCCUGGAGGAGAAAAUUUCCAGUCUCAACAAGAUUGUCCGUGACCUUGGCCCUUCUCCGCUGACCCCUACACCCUACCACUUUACACACUCGUGAUUUGACACGUAAUUUUACAAUUGCACAAACUCACGCAAUGAACUACUUCAACUGUGUACAUGUAAACCCUAAAUUUUACAUUUAAAUUAAUGUCCAAUGUUUAGAAUGCCAGAAAGGCAUUCACACUUGUAUGUUUGGGAGGUGAUUUGCAUGAAAGCAACAAGAUGGUUCAUUGUUGUAUUGCAUUAUGACAACUGCCUUUGCAGGUAAAAAACCCGAAAGAAAUCUAAAUGAUCUGACUACUUGUAAUGGCUCUUGCACAACAUAGCACAGAGCAUUAAAGAAAAGCAUAAAAGCAGUUCAUUUGACCUGUGCACUAUAUUUGGAUUCUUUUGAAGUCAUACAAUAUCUUUGUGUAAGGAAUGGACCGAAAUGGGAGUCAUUAUUUGCACACAAUAAACUCUCCUCUUCCAUACCUCACAAUUCUAAUUCCUGCUCAAUUUUAUAUCUGGGUGAACUAUUCCUUAAAGUUCAGCAAAAUGUUUUGAUUGUUUGCUUUAUAAUUUGAUUUGGACUAUGCCAGAUUAUUACUGGUGAGUCUAACUACAGUUGGAAAGUAUUUCUAUCCAAAAUGGUGAAAUUCCUUGAAGCUUGUCCUACAGGCAGCUGAGGCUGGGUUCACUUACACAUCCAGCCACCUAUCAUUUCUUAGUUUUCAUUGAAAUGCAAAUCAGUUUGGUCAGUCUCUGCAUUUGAGAGAUGGGAAGUAAAAAAACAGUGUCUCAAUAUUUAUUCUGUUCGUUUUUGUUAGUGAUUUUUUUUUUUCUCUCUCUUCUGGAAUUGUUUGUAUAAUAUUAUUUACUUCAUAAUUUAAGGGAUCGUUCACCCAAAAAUUAAAAUUAUAUCAUGCCAUCUGAGAUGUGUAGGACUUUUCAUUUGCUCAACUCAAAGAUUUUUAUAAAAAAAAUAUAUAUAUAUAUUAUAGAUAUUUUUAAGCGCCAUAAAGACAGCAUGAAAUGAAUCCACAUGACUCCAGUGGUUAAACCGUGUCUUCAGAAGUGAUUUGAUAGGUGUGUGUGAGAAACAGUUCAAUAUUCAUGUCCAUUUUUACCAUAAAUUCUCCUUCCUGCCCAGAAGGUGGCGAUAUGCACGAUUCAAAGUAUGCAAAUCACCUAAAACAACAGAGGAAAGUAAAAGGGGAGAUUGAUGGUAAAUAAAAAGGACUUAGAUAUUGAUCUGUUUCUCACCCACACUCACUUCUGAAGAUAUGGAUUUAACCCCUGGAGUUUUAUUGAUUACUUUUAUGCUGCCUUUAUGUCCUUUUUGGAGCUUCAAAAUGUUGGUACUCUUGCCUUGUGAGGACCUACAGAGCUGAAAUAUUCUCUUAAAAAUAUUUGUGUUGAGCAGAAGAAAGAAAGUCAAACACAUCUGUGAUGGCAUGAGGGUGAUGAGACGAUUUUCAUUUUUGGGCGAACUAUACCUUUAAGUAAUUUGUGGUGCAAAUUCUUACAUCAAAUCAAGUUUCAGCAGGAUCUUGUACUGUUUAUUUAUUUUAUCUACCUAUGCAUCAUAUAAUAUACUGUAAUCACGUAUUAUGAGCACUGUGAAUAUGAACAAUAGGGAGCCUAUUAAAAUAUUUAUGUGGACUGAAAGAAUCUCAAGAGUCGUCAGCAUCAUGGUAACAACAGUAGGCCUAUAAUUUGUGUGCGGAGAGGAAAAUUACUAGUUAUGGAGUUUCAUUUCAGUCGUCUCCCAGCGAGUGCUCGUUUUAUGAGUUUGGAUACUUACGCAUAAAGUAUUACAGGCAUUCGAACAUUUUUAAAUUGUUUUGAAAUGUGUGUCCUUGAAUUGUAACAGCCUUAGGUGAAGUAAGCUAUGCUUUACUACUGUUUGUAAUGGAAAUUACUUUUAUCUUAAAGUGAACACUCAGUUGUAAGCAAAUAUAAAAGACCUUUUAU
Molecule: messenger RNA, 6164 nt
Organism: Xyrauchen texanus (razorback sucker)
Lineage: Eukaryota; Metazoa; Chordata; Actinopteri; Cypriniformes; Catostomidae
Product: ninein-like
Exons: 26
Coding region: 190-4266 (1358 amino acids)
Biological process (GO): microtubule anchoring at centrosome; centrosome-templated microtubule nucleation; centrosome localization
Cellular component (GO): mitotic spindle pole; pericentriolar material; centriole
Molecular function (GO): calcium ion binding
Source: RefSeq, a predicted model, not a curated record